Molecule: messenger RNA, 320 nt
Organism: Staurois parvus
Lineage: Eukaryota; Metazoa; Chordata; Amphibia; Anura; Ranidae
Source: the annotation of a GenBank genome assembly
AUGUAUGUGAAAUGGUUUGAUACAGUAAUGGAAUACUAUGUGAUUUUAGUGUAUUUAGUGAAUGUCACUUUUUGUCAUUUUCAAAUUUCCCGCCGUUCUGUCCCCCGUACAUCCCGACGUCGCAGGGAAUGGAACCCAGAAGACGGAUGCCGGCAUCCGCCGGAGGACAUUGCUGGGGAUACUGCAGGGAGGACAUCGCGGUGAGCGCAGGACAAGGUAAGAGAAGAACAGAUCCCAGAGCAGCGCCGCAUGGUAAGCCCAAGUGUAGCUCGGGGGUUACCGCUUGUGCUACACUCGGGAAUACCGCCAGGGAGGCUACG